Molecule: messenger RNA, 3543 nt
Organism: Arabidopsis thaliana (thale cress)
Lineage: Eukaryota; Viridiplantae; Streptophyta; Magnoliopsida; Brassicales; Brassicaceae
Gene: VPS11
Product: vacuolar protein sorting 11
Exons: 6
Coding region: 168-2966 (932 amino acids)
Biological process (GO): vesicle-mediated transport; intracellular protein transport
Cellular component (GO): vacuolar membrane; endosome; vesicle tethering complex
Source: RefSeq, marked reviewed
AAAAAACAUUAAUUUUUGUAUUUGUUUUCAUCAAAUGCAAAUACAAGAUUUCUCCAUUGAGACCUUUUCGACCGUAAACCGAUUGCGAUCAAAUUAGCUGAUCUGAUCGGAAAAUCACAAGAAAACCCUAGAAAACUCCUCCGGAUUCGAAUUCUCGACUCGAUUCAAUGUAUCAAUUGAGAAAAUUUGACUUCUUCGAGGAGAAAUACGGAGGCAAGAUACCUGAGGAUGUAACCGGAGAUAUACAAUGUUGUUCCAGUGGCCGUGGCAAAGUCGUCAUCGGCUCUAACGACGGAUCCGUCAGCUUCCUCGAUCGCGGUGUAAAGUUCGAUUCCGGUUUCCAAGCUCACUCUUCCUCCGUCCUCUUCCUUCAACACCUCAAGCAAAGGAACUUUCUCGUCACCGUCGGAGAAGAUGAACAAAUAUCGCCGCAACAGUCAGGGAUGUGUCUUAAGGUUUUUGAUCUUGACAAAGUUCAGGAGGAAGGUACUAGUUCCUCGGCUCCUGAAUGCAUUGGUAUUCUUAGAAUUUUCACCAAUCAGUUUCCUGAAGCUAAGAUUACUUCUUUUCUAGUCUUGGAGGAAGUUCCACCAAUAUUGCUUAUAGCCAUUGGCUUAGAUAAUGGCUGCAUUUAUUGUGUCAAAGGAGACAUUGCACGAGAGCGUAUCACUCGGUUUAAGCUUCAAGUGGAUGGACGGUCCGCUAUUACAGGCUUGGGGUUCAGGAUGGAUGGCCAAGCGCUUCUGUUGUUUGCAGUCACUCCAGAGUCAGUCAACUUGUUUAGUAUGCAGGCGCAGCCACCGAAAUUGCAGACUUUGGAUCAUAUUGGGGGCAGUGUGAAUACUGUUACAAUGAGUGACCGCUCGGAAUUAAUAGUUGGUCGACCUGAGGCUGUUUACUUCUAUGAAGUUGAUGGACGUGGUCCUUGCUGGGCUUUUGAAGGAGAGAAAAAAUUCAUGGGGUGGUUCCGUGGCUACCUUUUAUGUGUCAUUGAUGAUUCUAAAACUGGGAACACUGUUUUUAAUGUCUACGACCUCAGGAAUCGGCUUAUAGCAUAUAGCAUUGUCGUUGAUAAAGUCUCCAACAUGCUCUGCGAAUGGGGAAACAUAAUACUUAUAAAGGCUGACAAAUCCUUAUUGUGCAUUACCGAGAAGGAUAUGGAAAGCAAGUUAGAUAUGCUGUUCAAGAAAAACCUGUACACAGUAGCUAUUAAUCUUGUCCAGAGUCAACAUGCCGAUGCUGCUGCUACUGCCAAUGUGAUGAGGAAGUAUGGAGAUCAUUUAUAUGGCAAACAGGACUUUGACGAAGCUAUGUUACAGUACAUUAACACAAUUGGUUAUCUUGAACCAUCAUUUGUGAUACAAAAGUUUCUGGAUGCACAGAGGAUCUACAAUCUUACUAAUUACCUGGAGAAGUUGCAUGAGAAGGGUCUAGCAUCAAAAGACCACACAACUCUUUUGCUAAACUGUUACACUAAGUUGAAGGAUGUAGAAAAGCUGAACACGUUCAUUAGAAAAGAAGAUGGCAUCGGUGAGCUCAAGUUUGAUGUGGAAACAGCCAUUAGGGUCUGUCGUGCAGCUAAUUACCAUGAGCAUGCAAUGUACGUUGCAAAAAAGGCAGGAAAACAUGAGUGGUAUUUGAAAAUUUUGCUUGAAGAUCUUGGAAACUACGAUGAAGCCCUGCAAUAUGUUUCAAGUCUUGAACCCAGUCAAGCUGGGGUAACAAUUGAACAGUAUGGUAAGAUUCUUAUAGAGCACAAGCCAAAAGAGACUAUUGAUAUACUCAUGCGACUUUGCACUGAGCAAGGGAUUCCUAAUGGUGUGUUCCUGUCCAUGUUGCCAUCACCUGUGGACUUCAUCACUGUGUUUGUUCAGCAUCCACAUUCAUUAAUGCAUUUUCUCGAGAGAUAUGCUGAAAUAGUUCAGGAUUCUCCUGCUCAAGCAGAAAUCAAUAACACACUCUUGGAAUUAUACUUGUCUAGGGACUUGAAUUUUCCAUCAAUCUCUCUAUCAGAAAAUGGUCUAGAUAAGGACUUAAUAGAUCAUUCGGUAGCAGCUGCGGUGUCUAAAGCCGAUCCUGAAAAGAAGACAAAUGCUGAUUCGAAGGAUGCAAUGGAGAAGGAUUGUACGGAAAGACAACAGAAGGGACUGGAGUUACUUAAAAUGGCAUGGCCGUCAGACCUAGAGCAACCCCUCUAUGAUGUUGACCUUGCUGUAAUUCUUUGCGAGAUGAAUUCGUUCAAGGAUGGACUUCUGUAUCUGUAUGAAAAAAUGAAAUUUUACAAGGAGGUUAUUGCUUGCUACAUGCAGAAUCAUGAUCACGAGGGACUGAUUGCAUGCUGCAAAAGAUUAGGUGAUUCUAGCAAGGGAGGGGAUCCAUCUCUUUGGGCAGAUCUUCUCAAGUAUUUCGGUGAAAUUGGAGAGGACUGCACCAAAGAGGUGAAGGAGGUUCUCACUUAUAUUGAACGGGAUGAUAUUUUACCUCCUAUCAUUGUUCUUCAGACCCUGGCAAAGAAUCCAUGCCUCACACUUUCUGUCAUCAAAGACUACAUAGCUCGGAAACUUGAGCAAGAGUCAAAAAUAAUUGAAGAGGACCGGCGAGCUGUAGAGAAGUAUCAGGAAACGACUAAAAACAUGAGAAAAGAGAUUGAAGAUCUCAGGACCAAUGCCAGAAUAUUUCAACUUAGCAAGUGUACUGCUUGCACUUUCACAUUGGAUAUCCCAGCUGUCCAUUUCAUGUGUAUGCAUUCAUUCCAUCAACGCUGCCUCGGUGACAACGAAAAAGAAUGCCCCGAGUGUGCUCCCGAGUACAGAUCUGUGAUGGAAAUGAAGAGAAGUUUGGAGCAGAACUCGAAAGACCAAGAUCUGUUCUUCCAGCAAGUGAAAGGCUCGAAGGACGGGUUUUCUGUGAUUGCAGAGUACUUUGGGAAAGGAAUCAUCAGCAAAACUAGAGAUGCAACAUCUUAAUUCUCUUCACGCCUGAAGGGAAGGCGGCUGAAACAUCUCCAACUCAAGUGAGGCCGGCAUAAACUUUGUGGCAUCUGUGUAUUCUGUGAAUGUGAGGUAUCCUUUGAAUCUACUUUAUCGGCUUAGAUAUUGUGUAAGAGUGAGUUGUGCUAGUGAAGUUGGGACUGGCUCUAUGCUUCUUCUUGUAUACAUUUCUGAGAAUCUGUGCCAUCACUCAGGAAAAGAUGCAUAGAUGUCGACAAGUUAUUAUGUUUGUUUUUUUGGUGUAUGUUAUGGUUUUUUUUUUUGGAACACUUAGAGGAGAACGUUUGCAGUAAAUAUGUUGUGGUUUUGAUUUGCAUUCAUUCUGGUAAAAGUCUUGCUCAUUUGGAACAAUUUCUAAAUAAUUGCUCAAGUUCUGUCUCCGGAUCAAUAAAUUAAUAUUUCUAUCAAAGCAUAUUUUUACACUAUCCAGUUUUUCUGCUUCCGGGAAACCUCGGAAAUCGAAAUGCUGGGCGAGCUGUCAGCGUUGCUCCCUUCGAACACAGGCAUCUACUAUCUUAGUUAAAGGUUCGUUUUUCUCCAUUGACUCUGUUCU